CAACUCCAUCCCCUCGGCAAGGCUGCCACCCACAUAAACACCGCAAUGAUACCCCCAAUCGACAGCGCCGUCCUGGCGGCAAACCCCAAGUUCGCACUUCUGCACAAGACGCUGGUGACGAAAGUGCUUACGACGGAUGGGGGGACGAGGAAGCAUCCUAAGAAGGCGGAGCGUCAUGCGGUGGCUACUGAACUUAAAAUCCUCCGUCUAAAGUUCACGCGCGAAAAGAUCCUCCGGAGAGCCCUUGAAGAUCUCCCACUCACCUCUCCCGCGCCGCCUCCAUCAAAGACAUCAUCAAGUCGGCAAUCCACGCCCGCUGCGGAAAUCCCACUGCCCGCAGAGCUAACGGAGUUAAUCAUCCUACUCACCCUCUCUCUCAAAUCCCCAAGCCCACUUCAACUCCCAAACCUACCCGCCAAUCUCCAGGCCAUUGCUGCCCUUGUCUCCACACACCUCACGACCCAUGCACUUCCCCUCACGCGGCUGAUGAAUCCGCAUACCAACCCCUCAUUCCUACAUCGUCAGAUCCCUAGCCUCGCCACAUCUAUCAUCGCCCUGCGUGAUCAAGUCACCGACCUUCGUCUCCGCCUGGCGGUGAACCGCACCACCCUCACCGACCUGGCUGUAAAGUUACUGGCCCUCUACACCGCGCAGGCAGCGGCUGUAAUCCGCAUCCUCGAACAAACAACCCACGGCUCUCUCUCCCGUCACUCCCGCGCUCACGCUGAGAUGUUAUCCCUAUCAUGCUCCACCACCGCUACAGAAGCGCAGCAGAAAUGGAAAGUCGCGGAGAGCCUCGUCUAUGGACCUGAAGCAGUCAGGGCGUUGCAGGUUUAUAGGGAGCAUUUGAGGGAUGGGAAGGUGAGGAUGGAGAGUCGGAGGGGGGGUGCGGAGAGGGAGUUACAGAGGUAUGGGGUUGGCAGAGAGGGUGGGAAGGAGAGGGUUAUGAAGGAGAUUGCGAGGGUGUGGGAGGAAAUGGAGGGGGAGGUUGAAGAGGUUAGAGUGGAUAUUGGGAGGUUGAAGGGGCGUUAA
Messenger RNA from Pseudogymnoascus verrucosus, 1032 nucleotides. RefSeq lists its product as uncharacterized. The transcript has 2 exons. Bases 46 to 1032 code for a protein of 328 amino acids. The record is from RefSeq and is a predicted model, not a curated record. Lineage: Eukaryota; Fungi; Ascomycota; Leotiomycetes; Thelebolales; Thelebolaceae.